Molecule: messenger RNA, 936 nt
Organism: Cucumis melo (muskmelon)
Lineage: Eukaryota; Viridiplantae; Streptophyta; Magnoliopsida; Cucurbitales; Cucurbitaceae
Product: probable receptor-like protein kinase At2g42960
Exons: 8
Coding region: 1-936 (311 amino acids)
Biological process (GO): protein phosphorylation
Molecular function (GO): ATP binding; protein kinase activity
Source: RefSeq, a predicted model, not a curated record
AUGGUAUUGAUGAUUGUUCUUUUCAAGUUCAAGUUGCUUCUAUAUAGGGGACAAGCAGAGAAAGAAUCUAGAGUUGAAGUGGAGGCCAUUGGUUAUGUAAGACACAAGAAAUCUCGUACGGCUCCUUGGCUAUUGCAUAGAAGGAGUUCUAGUAUGUCUUCACUUGACUUUUUUGAGUCUCUUCUUAGAGAAUAUGACACUGUCAGUAUGUCUUCAGUUGACUUUUACUUGAGCAGGAUGCUGGCCUAUGAAUAUUUGAACAAUGGAAACUUGGAGCAAUGGUUACAUGGGGCUAUGCGGCAAUAUGGCACCCUGACUUGGGAGGCCCGAGUGAAGGUGGCACUACCAAGGCUUCUCUUAAUUCCCGUUCAUAAUUCCAGUGAUUUUCGGAUCAAAGGGCUAGCAUAUUUACAUGAAGCAAUUAAACCAAAGGUUGUUCACAGAGACAUAAAAUCGAGCAAUAUCUUAAUCGAUGAUGAAUUUAAUGCAAAGGUUUCAUAUAUUGGAUUGGCCAACAUUUUGGAUGCAGGAGAGAGUCACAUCACGACUAGAGUGAUGGGAGCAUUUUGGCAUGUGGCACCAGAAUAUGCUAACACCGGCUUGUUAAAUGAGAAGAUCAACAUUUAUAGCUUUGGUGUUCUCCUUCUAGAAACAAUCACAGGAAGGGACCUGGUUAAUCUUGUUGAGUGGUUAAAAGUGAUGGUUGGCACAAGGAGAGCUGAGGAAGUUAUUGACCCUAGUCUUGAAACUAAACCCAAUAAGAGACCAAAAAUGACCCAAGUUGUUAGGAUGCUUGAAGCUGUUGACUACCCGUCCCAUGAGGUCAGUAUGUUUAACAUUCCUUACCAUCAAUUGAACUCCUUGUUUGCUUGUUUAGAUGUUUUGUAUCUUGAUUCUGGCUCUGGUUUUACUUUUCAUCUCAUAUUACAGCUCUAG